Messenger RNA from Salvelinus sp. IW2-2015, 1253 nucleotides. Its product is annotated as single-minded homolog 2-like. The annotation marks the transcript as partial. Gene Ontology annotation, molecular function: DNA-binding transcription factor activity, RNA polymerase II-specific; RNA polymerase II transcription regulatory region sequence-specific DNA binding. Gene Ontology annotation, biological process: regulation of transcription by RNA polymerase II. The transcript is spliced from 4 exons. Lineage: Eukaryota; Metazoa; Chordata; Actinopteri; Salmoniformes; Salmonidae. The record is from RefSeq and is a predicted model, not a curated record.
UGAAAGGGCAGGUCACCACUAAGUACUACCGUAUGUUGUCCAAGCACGGGGGCUGGGUGUGGGUGCAGAGCUACGCCACCAUCGUCCACAACAGCCGCUCAUCCAGACCCCACUGCAUCGUCAGCGUCAACUACGUUCUCACGGACGUAGAGUAUAAAGACAUGCAGCUGUCUCAGGAGCAGAGUCGAGCGGCCAAACCCAUCUUAGCCUUUAAGAGUGGCCUGGCCUCCUCUCAGGACCUCCGCAAACAACUCAAAACCAAAGCAGUCAAGAUCAAGAGCAAACUGAAAACAGCCCCCUACCCUCAGCCCAACAGCACCUACCACCCAGACAAGCUGGACUGCUCCCCCCAGGGAGGAAGUUGGAAGGAGAGCACCCCCUACCCCCUGAACCCCUGUCACGGGCAGAUCUCAGGCCCUUCUGGAGGCCCAGAGGCUGGAGAGGUCCUGUGUAGUAGCAGCGCCCCCUAUGGCCUCUCCUUCCCCUACCCCUAUGGACACCUACCCCACACGGACUCCCAGAGGAGGUUGCGACACACCCAGGGUUCUUCCUCCGCCUCACCAUCCCCGUCUUCCCCUGGCCUGGCCGCCCAGCAGCUGCUCAGCUCCCUGCAGGGUCGAGGGAGCGAGGGGCGGUGGAGCUGUGCCAACGCCAAAAUCCACCAUGGUACUAACCCUGCUCACACCCUGAGACCAUUCGCUGCAUCGUGCUCCAUUACUACAGCCACCACAGCAGCAUAUUCAGGCCCCGCGGCGAGCAGGAGAUACCCCCCCUGCGAGCCCCUUCAUGAUGGCUUCUCCAGCUGCUCAACCCCGCGCCCUAACAGCAGGUUCAAGGAAGAGCCCUAUGAGCAUCACACGCUUGGCCAGAGCAAGACCACAGAGGACCGCCUGCACUCCCAGUCACAGGCUACUAAAGAGGACAGCAAGCUGCCGUUCAGUCGAGACUACCUCCACAAGGCCUCCGAGGGGAGUGGUUGUGUAGGAGGGGAGAAGCCGGUGUCCUGUCCCCUGUUGAGUAGCUCUGUGCUGGGGAAGGUGAGCUGCGAGCAGUCCCGGUCCUUCCAUGGCCUGGGCCAACCCUUCCCCAUGCAGGUGGUCCUGGAGCAGCGCAGGAGGCUGUGUAUGAUGGAAUCCCCCUACAGCCACAGUGCCACCGGCCCCCUGGAGCACACGGACAGCAAUGGGGAGCGGGGGAGCCCCAAGUUGCUGGAUCCUGAGGCGGGGGAGGAGGAAAGGAGGAUGUGGAUGGGG